CAGAUUUUCACAUAGUUGUGUAUCCCAGCCAAUUUUGGCUUAUUUAUCCAGCUUUCAGAUUAUCUACACAUUUCAGUUUCAAAAAAAGUUACUCGUGACUGGUUUUAUGAUCCAUAUUGAUCUUAAGUUGUAAAUGGGCAUAUAAAUGGGACAUGUGGUUCAUAAGGAUUUUAAAACAUUUUCUAGAGUAUUGGAAUCGGAUAUAUAACGUUAGUUAUUAAAUAAAUAACUUAUUUUCUAGAAAAUUAAAUCCAGUCUAUAAAAUGCAGAUUCACUGAUGUUUGAAUAGGGAUGCGGAUGCUUUCCGGCGAUUUCCCAGCUGAAAGCAAAGAAACACGACAGUGUAACGCCCACAUCUCUAAAAUGCCAGUUGAUGUUUUGGAAAAAUGAAAUGCACAUCAAACCAAAUCGAUACGCGAGCUGUAUUCCGUGCGUGCGCGCGCGCGUGCGUCAUCCUCAGUGUAGAACUGAGCGUCGUCAUUUAUUCAAGCGCGAGAGGGAAAACACUUCACAUCUACAGCAUCUGCGAACAGAGGCUCAAAACAGCACAGCGUCGUGGCAAUGUCUGUGUUCGGUGUGUGAGGCAUUACAUAAUGUGUCACAUCCACAACUAGGACAUCACUAAAUCACAUUGUGACUACUGGAUCUUUCAACUGUUAUUGGUUUCAUGGAUUCCCGACCUACUUUCCUUCAUCCCCCUGAAAAUAAUGAGCCCAAGGUAUGCUGGGAAUCUGAGUCCCAGCACAGAAAGGGAAACCACUCUCCUGGAACCAGGACAAGACUUGUAAAGAAUCAUGGGAUUGAAGUACAAGCUAAAGAGAUGGAGGAGAGAUCCACCGGCCAUGUAAAAACACUAAAACACAAUGCAUUAGCCACCACUGCCAUUCCAGCCGCAGAACUGCUUCCUGGAUCCACAGCUGUAUCAAAAAUACCCACCAUGCACUCAGCGUCAACCAAGCAGGUCACUGCGGGAAUAACCAGUGUAAGUGCUAUGACUAAAACGGCAUCUAAAAAAACAACCAAAACAACAGUUGGAGUGGAGGUCUUAAGUUUGUCCGGCCAAACUGGACACAGUGGAACAAAACCAAGAUCCCCAAAUGGGAGCCAUGAGAAGAAGCUACAAGCAAGUGCAAAAGCAUUUCCCAAUAACAUGCAAAAAACUUCCUCAGCAUCUCAUAUCAUGGGCUCCACAGACUUCCCCAAAAAGACGCUUCAAAAAACAUCGUCCACUUCCCAGAUUUCCUCAACCGACUCUCCCAAGAGUCUCAGCCGGACUCUCUCGCAUAUUCCCAGAGCAACGUCCAGCCCCAAACUUAAACCACCCCAUCCCGCAUCUCUCAAAGUGGAUAAAACCGAGCGGAAUAGAAGAGUCACGAGCAAAGAGGCACAGCUGUCGACUUCUCCAAAAGAUAAAAUGACUGACACGUUGGUGGAGAGCAACCUGCAACUGGGGACAAAAGCAGCAAUGGGGGAGAGUCAUCAGGAGCAAGAGAUAAAGAGCGGGAAUGAGAGAGAUAAUAAAGACACAGUCCUUCAGGGACACAGUCUUGGAGGAAGUGACGUCAUCUCGAACUUUAAAGGUUGCAAAGAAAUGUCUUCUCUGUCACUGUAUCGUGCCGAAAACCUGAAAGAGCCAGAAGACAAGACUGACGCAUAUGUCACGACCCAAGAGAGACACACAGGAAAGAGUCAGAGGCUCUGGGAGAAGAAGGGAAGGGAGGAAGCAGAGUGCGAGGAGAAGAGGAACACAGGAGAGAGAAAGGGGGAAGCUGAGGUUAAGAAUGUCAAAAUGGCGAUUGAGCUCAAGAAGGAUACUGUAAAUAAUGAAAAGAAUAAGAUUCCGACACCCAAGAACUUGAAGGAUGCAGUGACAAUGACAGGCGAAGGUUUCCCGGUGACCGAGACGAAGGAUGCAGCACUGCAGGUUGAUCUGAAACCGGUGUGUAUUGAUGUCGAGGUCCAGGCGGUUGUGGAGGUCUGCUCCAGGUCCACACUCACGAGCCCAGUCCACAACGUUCAACCUUGUCAGUUGAACCAUGAGAUUGACCUCAACUCUAAAGCUGGCCUGCACAAUGAGCUCAACCUUGACAGCAUCUUGGACUCUGAUUGGUUGCCGACUGUACCCUUACCGGACCCCAAACCAACAGAAGCCAAGCCUAGAUUUCUAGGUCCACCCCCUUACAAGUCUCCCAAUAGUCAGAAACCGCUUCAACACAUCUGUCAAAUAGAGAUUGAGCUUCGUAGCCAGUUUCCGCAACCUCUCGGUUCGGCCCCCCCCCAAGUAACCUCUGGGGACUCCUUGAAGCCACUCAAAUCUGGGGGAACAGCAGGGGUGGUUGGAGAAAAGGAGGAGAGCGGUGCACCUCAGGAGAUCGUAUGGGAUGAGCAGGGAAUGACGUGGGAAGUCUAUGGAGCGUCGCUGGAUAUGGAGUCCCUGGGAUUUGCCAUCCAGAACCACCUGCAGUGUAAGAUCCGUGAACAUGAGCGUCGCAUCGGCACACUGCGGAAGUCUAUAUGCCUCUCCGAACAAUCGCCCGGAAAGGGCAGGAUAGGAAAGAAGAAGAGGAAUGUCUUUAGGUCGCUGUUUGGUGGAUCUAAGUGCUGCUCAAAUCCACGACCCAAAGAUGAAGCCGAAAAGUGACUAAUUGUUAUGUAAAUGUAUUUUGUAGAUGUGCUACACUGGAGAACGUAUAGCAAAAAAUUCUAAAAAUAUGUAGCGUAUUGUUGCUUCAUAGAAGUGUUAGACCAGGAGUCACCAGACUCGCUCCUGGAUGGCCAGUGUCCUGCAGAGUUUAGCGCCAACCCCAAUCUAACACACCUGAACCAAUUAAUCAAGCGCUUAUUAUGCAUACUAGAAACAUCCAGGCAGGUGUGUUGAGGCAGGUUGGAUCUAAACUCUGCAAGACCAAGAUUGGUUACCCUUGUUUAAGACCAUGUCCAGGAUUUGAACGUUCUGAAAUAAUUUCUUGCCCAUGGCCUUGUCCCAAAUGGCGAGCUUAAAGUGAACUUACAGUCCAAUGACCUACACUUGUUCUUGACUAUGAAGUGCAUGAGACUAGAGUUUCCAAUGUAGAGAGGUACCACGUUUGGCCAUACUGGUACAGACUACUACCCAACCGUCAACCUUUCAGGUUUUGGAAGACUGGAAGGUUCUUACAUAAGUCUCUUACAGGAGUAGUUCACUCAAAACUGAACUUUCUAUCAUCUCUUACUCAUGUUGUUCCAAUCCUUGUGUGACUUUUUUUCUUUUAUAAACCCCUAAAGAAGAAUGUUUUGACGAGCAAAAAACUUUGGACCCCACUGACUUCUACUGCAUGCUCUAAAUGUCCCUGAGACAUUUCUUAAAAUAAGCUAAUAGAGUUUUGGACAUCUAUAAUUGCAUUUAAGUGUGAACUAUCCCUUUCUGCCUCAUAAAACACCAACUUGUAGACAUUAUUUUGGAUUAGCAUGUUCAGAGGACAAGGGAAUAUUGUUGCGCUCAGAUGAAGGCUAGUUGUAAGUCCAGGUGCGUGAAAACCAGUAAAAUGUAGAAGAGACUGUAGAUGGUUCGCACUCUGAAAAACUAGACAAAGUCUUUAACAAAAAGAAUCAAUCAUUUUAUUAGAGCAAGAGCAGACGUUUCAGCCAUCCAGCUAUUCUCAAUGCUCAUAAUGAUUAGCAUGUUCACACUGUUGAGAUGAAGAGUGGAAAUUGCAGUAGUUUCCCAACAUUUAAUAGUCCAACAUCCAACUUUUGGAAAUGUUGGUAUCCGUUGAGUGUAUUGUUCACUUUUAUGUAACUGUUAAAAGUUAGAUCAAAUUUUUGUAAUAUUCACUAUUAGUAAUAACUUGUGUAAAACUGAAUUUUUACAUUUUCACAGUUUUGUAUCACUUUUCUUUAAAAAAAAGAAACUUUUGUCUGAGAACUGGUUUGACAACAGUUUCUGUAUUACACUGUUUUUAGGAAUCUUGUAGGUUUUGUCAAAAUAGCUAAUGACUUUCUAAAUGUGAGCACUGAUCAUGUUCACUGAUCACUUGCACACCUGAGAAACUUCAAGCACUGGUAGUUGUUGUUAAUGCUGGUAGAUUUUAAUCCCAUUGUUUGCUUUAUCACUGCAAAAACGCUGUCAGUGUGAGCGUCCUUUAGAAAUACAUAAUGCUGAGCUGAUAAUCACUGUAGGGCACUUUAAUGGAUUAAAAUAAUGCUUGUGAUGUUCUA
Molecule: messenger RNA, 4197 nt
Organism: Carassius gibelio (silver crucian carp)
Lineage: Eukaryota; Metazoa; Chordata; Actinopteri; Cypriniformes; Cyprinidae
Gene: gprin3a
Product: GPRIN family member 3a
Exons: 2
Coding region: 668-2641 (657 amino acids)
Biological process (GO): neuron projection development
Cellular component (GO): plasma membrane
Source: RefSeq, a predicted model, not a curated record